UGAUGAGAAGAACGAUGACACAUGUGUCACUUCAAUAUUAUAUCUAUAUACUUGUACAUACACACAGAUCAUUCUCAUAGUCAAUUUCUUCAAACACCCAAAUUAGCAAUCACCCCCUUCCGUCAAAUUCAACUCAAAAUUACACAGAGAGAGAGGGAGAGAGGGAGAGAGAGGAAGAGAGGGAGGGAGGGAGAGAGAGAGGAAGAGAGAGUUCUCAAUGGGUACAUCUUGGAGCAGCAACAACACAAACAGAAGAAGAAACCAAAACAAUCAAUACCCACCAUCUCAACUAAUCUCAUCUUCAACUAGUUACACUUCAUACCCACCUGACCCUUAUGCUAACCCCCCACAGCCUUACCCACCUUACCAAACUCAUCAGCCACCUAUGUACUACUAUUCUGGUGGAUACACUGCGCCCAAUUAUCAGUUUCCCUUGAUGGGUCGCUCUAAUUUUGGGUAUCAGAAUCAGGGCUGGGGUGCAGUUAGGCCUCCGGUGGCUGUUCAUGAGCCUGCGGUGUUCGUCGAGGAGCAACAAGCUAAGAAAGUGAGAAAUGAUGUGAAUGUGCAUAAGGAUACGAUUAAGCUUGUGGUGGAUGAGGAUGACCCUGAUCGGUAUUUGAUUACGUUUAUAUUCGAUGCAAUGUUUGAUGGCAGCAUUACUAUCAUUUACUUUGCCAAGGAGGAACCUAAUUGUAAGAUUGUUCCAGUAUUUCCUGAAUCUUAUAAACCCGUGAAAGUUCCUUUUCAAAAAGGAGCUGGCCAGAAGUUUCGUCAGCCUUCUAGAACAGGAAUCGAUUUGGCUUUCUUCGGGGUCGAUUAUCCAUCAAAAUUAGAGGAAGAUGUACUUCCGCUUGUUAUAUCUGCUGAAACGUAUUUGCCUUCUCUUUUGGCUGAUGAACAAUCUAGUGAUCAUCCCCCAAAUCCGUCACCUCGCAGGCAGAUUACUCAAGCUGUGCUGGAAGAGAAAGAUGGAGAGCCUUUCAUAGUAAGAGUUAUCAAGCAGAUAUUAUGGAUUGACGACGUGCGGUAUGAGCUCCGUGAAAUAUAUGGAAUCGGAAACUCUGGAGAAGCCAUAAGCGGCAAUGACUCAGGAAAAGAGUGUGUUAUUUGUAUGACUGAACCUAAGAAUACUGCUGUGCUUCCAUGCCGACAUAUGUGUUUGUGUAGUGAGUGUGCAAAAACAUUGAGGCUUCAAUCAAACAAGUGCCCUAUCUGCCGCCAACCCAUUGAGGAGCUCAUGGAGAUAAAGAUUGAUAACGACGGUCAGUGAGAGAUUAUAUGGUUAAUGAUUUCUUUUUGAGAGUGUAGAAUACAGUUACACUUUUCAUUUUGUGCAGUCCCCUUGUAUACAUGUAUGUUAUCAUAUUUUCCCCUGCUGUUGUGUAGCAUUUGUUUGAUGUAUAUAUCUGGGAGCUUACUCAGUUGCAUGUGGGCUCUUUCAUGUACAUAUUUAUGUGAAGGAAUUUGAUCAUACAAUAUUUUAAAAAAUGAGGAGAAUUUAGGAGCACAUUCUUUCUGUCUAAACAUUUAUUUAACUUUAAUGUACGUAUAAUCUAUUUUCCACUGA
This is a messenger RNA of Daucus carota subsp. sativus, 1567 nucleotides long. Its product is annotated as probable E3 ubiquitin-protein ligase LUL4. The record is from RefSeq and is a predicted model, not a curated record. Gene Ontology annotation, biological process: protein ubiquitination. Gene Ontology annotation, molecular function: ubiquitin protein ligase activity. Bases 218 to 1270 code for a protein of 350 amino acids. Lineage: Eukaryota; Viridiplantae; Streptophyta; Magnoliopsida; Apiales; Apiaceae. The transcript is spliced from 3 exons.